AUGUUACAAUCAAGGAAACAAGGUCGAAGAGACCAGCCCACUUCUAACUACGGUGAGUCGGAAGCUAAAGGCAGAGGAGAAAUAGGGCUUGGGGGAGAAAUAAAACCAGGUCCUGCAGCGCCACCACCAGAUGAAAGGCAAGGCUCACAGGAUCUUCAAACUCUGAAUUAUCCUCGAGGAAGGGUCGCACACUCUUCAUCCACCGAAUACGAUACCACGAACGCGCCAUCUUCCUACAGCCAUCAACCUACCUUAGGUACAUAUUCCCAGGCUUCGAUCCACACACCUUCGUCCCAGUCAACCCAAAAUGAGACCCGAGCGAAUGAUUCGAGCACCGCAUAUUCUCGUGACCAUGAUAGCUAUUCAGGUGAACGUCAGACAACCGGUCAUCGGACAACAGGAGAACAGACUGCCGUCACUAGUGGAGGCUCGUCCACUGACUGGAUUUGGAGUCAGUCACACGGAAAAUAUUAUCGUGUGUUGUACAAGUCUGAUGGGUCUAUGGAAUACAUAUGGUAUAACAAACCAUAA
Messenger RNA from Lindgomyces ingoldianus, 531 nucleotides. RefSeq lists its product as uncharacterized. The record is from RefSeq and is a predicted model, not a curated record. NCBI's taxonomy places the organism in Eukaryota, Fungi, Ascomycota, Dothideomycetes, Pleosporales, Lindgomycetaceae. The transcript has 5 exons. The coding region runs from base 1 to 531 and encodes 176 amino acids.